UCAGAAAAAAAAAAUGGAUGAUUACGAGGAACAAGCCAGUGUAGCAAGCAAUGUUGGACGCAUGCCAAUGGAGACUUCACCGUCGAGAGGUGCGGUCAAGGUGGGUGGUUGGCGUUAUGAGGACUCGACUCGCUAUAUAGGCGAAUGGAAUCAACGCGGUCAAAAGCACGGUUUGGGUCAUUUGCAAUUUGCCGACGGUACUCGUUAUGAUGGACAGUUUGUCGAAGGCAUGAGCCACGGUUUAGGUUGUUUAUGGUUUGCUGACGGGGCCAAAUAUGAGGGAGAAUUUAUGAAUGGUUGGUUUCAUGGUCAUGGGAUAUUUUGGCGCGCUGACGGUAUGAAAUUUGAGGGUGAAUUUCGUGGUGGCAAAAUUUGGGGUCUCGGCUUAAUAACCUAUCAAGAUUUCACUCAUGGUUUUCCGCGAAAUGAAGGCUACUUUCAGGAUUGUCGUCUGUUACGUAAGCGUCGUUGUCCCGAAGUUGUGCAAAAAGCCCAAAAAUGCGCUCUCAUGGCCAGAUCACAAUGUGACCAUCCUUAUUGAUAAUCAACUAAUAAUAUA
Molecule: messenger RNA, 559 nt
Organism: Glossina fuscipes
Lineage: Eukaryota; Metazoa; Arthropoda; Insecta; Diptera; Glossinidae
Gene: rtp
Product: MORN repeat-containing protein 4 homolog
Exons: 3
Coding region: 14-541 (175 amino acids)
Source: RefSeq, a predicted model, not a curated record